AAAGGCUCAGUUCUUCUGCUAUUGAAUGUCCUUCUCUGACUACAAGAAAAAAUAUUUUAAUGUCUUCAACAUUUACUAUCUAUUUUAUCCAAGAAAUUCACGAUUCAACCACAAGAUGGAAAAACUGAGGUUAUUACCGGGCAAAUACUAAGAGCGAAACAAAUGGAGGGUACGAGCGGCAGGGCGUUACCCGCUGUCCGGGGCCCCAGUGAGAGGGCGGCAUCUAACAGGAUUCAUAGGUGGUCUCCAAACUGUGCACCUCCAGAUGUUGCAAACCUACAACUACAAAGCUGUGUUUUGGCAAAUUCGGAGAUUGACCAUUGGGUUUUACAAGAUGUCUAGGGCCAAGAACAGUCGCUGGCACUGGCUUUUCUCAUGCGAUGUCUCAGCUGCCGCAGGAUGAGUUUGAGACGUCCCUGGAAAAGGCAGAAGCCUGGAUGAAGGAGAUCCACGAGCGGCUGAAGGAGAAUGACAACACCCAGGGGCCCCGGUCAGCGCUGGAGUCCCGGCUCCGAGAGACUGAGAAAAUCUGCGCCCUGGAAGGUGACGGGAAGCUGCUCAUCGAUAAAGUCCUGAUGAAAGCUGAGAUUCUGCUGGGUGAGAGCAGCGAGGAGGAGAAGCACGAGAUCCACCUUAAGCUGGCCAAAAUCAAAGGCUUAUUUGAGGAAACCACCACAUACAUGAUCCACUGUCACAGCCGCAUAGAAUGGGUCUGGCUGCAUUGGAACGAAUACCUGAAGGCGCGAGACGAGUUCACCCUGUGGGUUCACAACAUCACCCUGACCCUGGAGCCGGACGUGGAGCUGCAGCUCGGCCUUAAGGAGAAACGCUGGCAAUAUGAACAAGCCAUGGUGCUCAUGAAGGACGUCCUGAACCAGUCCCGGCUGCUGGACAGACUGCUGGAGGAAGCCUCAUCCCUGUAUAAUCGGAUCGGCGACCCCAGUGUAGACGAGAGCGUCCAGUCCGCCAUGAUGGCCGAGUACAUACAGAUAAAGAAGAAGGCCCAGGAGCGGGUGGAACAUCUUGAGAAGACCUGGAAGGAUCAUGAGGCCUAUAAUGGGGACAUCAAUGGCUUCAAAUCCUGGCUGAAUAGUGUGAUCGAAAAACUGAAGCUGUAUGUCGGGGCAGCGUCCAAUUCUACAGAGAACAGGCUGGACAUCCUGCAGGAUAUCAGUAAGGAUGUGGAGAGCGGUAACAAACAGCUGGAUGCCCUGGAGGUGAAGUCCGCGCAGGUGAUCAAGAACACGUCUCCGCUGGGAGCUGAGAAGAUCUGCAAGGAGCUGGAGGAACUGCGCAAUACCCUGAAGGAGCUGAAACAGAUGAACGAUGAAGAGGAGGAGACGCUGCUGAAGACGCACGACUCGGAGAACGCCUUCCUCCUGCUGGCCCGACAGCUCGAAGCCAACAUCAAUGAAUUCCGUAAGGCCACGCAGAGGCUGGAGGAGAGUCUGGAGUCCGGCGAGCGGGUCAAGAGCGAAGAUGACUUAAUAGCCCUAUGGACCACGCUGAAUGCCACUAAGUCUGCUCUAGCGGCAGAAGAAGCCAAAGCAGAGCGGGUGAAGGUGCAGCUGAGAGAUCUCUUCAAGUUCUCCAAAGAUGUCCAGCCGCUGUCUGAUGGCGUCAUCUCGGCCAUGCGAGACUAUCAGAGAGCUAAGAGUAAGGCUUUUAAACUGAGCAUUGACACUGAGUCGGAGCUGAAGCAGCUGUUUCAGAACCCUCUACGUGAAUUCCUUUACUGGAAACCGAUCGCUGAGAGAGUCCUGGAUGCCACCGCGCUCCCUGUCAAUGAUGGCGGCAUGAAUGAUGAUGCCCUGGACAAUAUUGAGACAUUACUUGAAAAAAGCUUCGCAAUAAAAGACAUGCUGGCGGCCCUAGAGAAGAAGAAGGAGCGGAUACAACUUGUCCUCGGCGAAGAUAAAGCCAGGACUCUCCUGCAAGAUAUAGUCGCCGCCGAGAAGGAGAGGGAAGAAAUCCACCAGGAGCUUCUGCAGAGGAAGAAGGGUAUACAGAGUUUGGCCGAGCGGAAAAAAGAGUUUGAUUCUAUAUUCAAGACCUUACACCAGAAGAAAGCGGCCAUUCGAGUAAAAAGUAUCAAAGAGAACGAGCUUGAGCCGGAUAUUAUCGGGAAGGAGGCGCAAGUUCAGAGACUGCAGACUCUGCUGGAAGAACUAAUGGGCCUCUAUUCCCCCAUCCAAGAUCUGAUCUCCAUGACCAAAUCGCAGUCGACCGACGCACACAGAGCCGAGCAGCUGAACUCCGAUUAUGUGAUGUUACAGAGGUCUCUAGAGAACAAGGUACGGAAAAGCAAAGAGAAUAUAAAUACCCACCUAAUGUUCAAUCAUCAUCUCCGAGAUCUGCAGAACUGGAUCCUGGUCACCACCCAGAAACUGGAAUCCUGCCAAAAUGGCGGCAAGAACUGGGAUGAAAAGGAUAUAGAGGCGCUGGAAGCUGAAUUGACAGAAAAGGACAUGCAGCGCCAUCUGGUGGAGGUGCAGGGAAAGAAGGUGAUUGACACUUCUUCACCAGAGGGGGGCGCUCUCAUCCAGUCAGAACUCAAUCAAGUGGCUGAAUCCUGGAAUUCUUUACUGCAGCUAUAUGAGCAGAUGGCCAGGCUCGGGAAGGGGAGAGAACAACACGGAUCAAGUCCUAAAUCUCUCCAGAAACCUACGGACACCUCAAGAGAUCAGACAUACAGCCUGGUCUCAGAUAUGGACACCGAUGACUUCCCGCAGAGCAACAAGACCCCGACCCCCAACAAGACCAGUAUAAGUAUCACCCAAGACGACCAAGGCAUCCACAACAACCUCCUAGAUGACAUUAGCACCGACGACUCACAGAGAAACAGAGGAUUUCGACAAAUUGGGGGCUCGUCCGGCCUGAUCUCAGAUAUGGACACCGAUGACUUCCCGCAGAGCAACAAGACCCCGACCCCCAACAAGACCAGUAUAAGUAUCACCCAAGACGACCAAGGCAUCCACAACAACCUCCUAGAUGACAUUAGCACCGACGACUCACAGAGAAACAGAGGAUUUCGACAAAUUGGGGGCUCGUCCGGCCUGGUCUCAGAUAUGGACACCGAUGACUUCCCGCAGAUCAACAAGACCCCGACCCCCAACAAGACAAGUAUAAGAAUCAGCCAAGACGGCCAAGUCAUUAAUAACAAUUCACCAUAUGACACCGGCACUGAUGAUUCUCCAAGAAACAGAGGAUUUCGACAAUUUGGGGGCUCGUCCGGAACUGGCUAUAAUGUUGUGACUAACAGUAUUACAGACCUGCCGGAUGGUCUCCCCGGUCACAAUAAAUCCUCUCUAGUAUUGGGACAUAAAGGAGACUCCCGCAGAACUGGCUAUAAUGUUGUGACUAACAGUGUUACAGACCUGCCGGAUGGUCUCCCCGGUCACAAUAAAUCCUCUCUAGUAUUGGGACAUAAAGGAGACUCCCGCAGCAAUACCCAUGAUAUUCAUAGCAUCAGUGGUAAUGACAAGACGGGCAGAGACCCAGCAGGAAGAAAGCAGGAUAAAAGUAGCUCAGUCAGGAUCUCUGGUUCUGGUAAUGGAAAUAAUUCCCCGGGGACCUCCAAGAAAUCAACACACAAGAGUCUAGCGGUGAAGAGGAUAGACGCAGCAUCCAGCAUUGACCUCAGCGGCUAUGAAUUCCGAGUCAUAGACCAAGAAGUCGGAAGCCAAGAAGAUGAAACAUCUGAAAGAGCGGGCAGCAUUGACCUCAGCGGCUACGAAUUCCGAGUCAUAGACCAAGAAGUCGGAAGCCAAGAAGAUGAAACAUCUGAAAGACCGGGCAGCAUUGACCUCAGCGGCUACAAAUUCCGAGUCAUAGACCAAGAAGUCGGAAGCCAAGAAGAUGAAACAUCUGAAAGACCGGGCAGUGCUGAUGCUGAUGGACACUCAUUCAGAAGUAUAGGAAGCCCUGGCAGCAGUAAAAAGAACAUUUCCAGUGGUCGAGGCUUUGGACAGAUUGAAAAAAGAAGUGGUGCUCAAGAGGUUAAUGGACUUGGUGAUUCUGGUGAGGGUGACGCUCAGGCACAUGAAGUAAAUGGCGGUUCAGCAAGGUUUCCCAGUGGAGGCCAUAGAACGACUCCUUCUCAUACACCAUCAAAGUCCAAGAGUCCAUCAGUGGUGAGAGGAGAUCUGACGUCCAGGACCGGCCUUCAGCAGGAUGAUGAUCUUCACCACAGAUCUGGAUUGCAGAUUAGUCAGGGCCGACUACAGGUGACUUCUGGAAUAAUGGUGUCUCCUCUGCUGGAAAGUUCUCUUGCAGAAGAGAAUAUGAACAAAGGAAAAUCUCCCAAUAAUCCUGGGAGAACCCGGAGGAAUAGGAAGUUUUUGUCCCUAGCAGAGUCUGUAGACAUGGUGGAUUCUCCGAGCUCACAGAUUACUGGAGGAGGCAAGGACGGUGACGAUCACAUGACGUUGUUGCUGGAGUUUGAGCAAUGGCUGCAGACAGAAAGCUCAAAGCUGAACAGGAUUUGUGCGUCUCACGUCUCCGGCAGCGAGGAAAUGAAAACGCGGCAGCGUCAUCUACAGAAUUUACAGUCCCGGGUCCCUCAAGGCCAAAGACUCUUCGAGUCUCUUCUGCGCAGGAGCGCGUCCAUGGCGGUGACCGAGAACCUCAAACUGGAAGAGCUCCGAUACCUCUGGAUGUUGUACAAAUCCAAGCUCCGGGAUUCUGGGAAAAACACAAAUCUGACGACAACGGAAGAGCUGAGAGGAGCCACAAAGACCGGCGGGGGGCUCUGCUCGUUCCUGCACCGGGUGUGUUGCGCUGCGUUGCCUCUGCAGUUGCUCCUCCUCCUCCUCCUCCUCUUGGCAUUUCUUCUCCCUCUUCUACAGGAAACCAAGAAUUGCGCCCUGUCUAACAACUUUGCACGUUCCUUUAACCUGAUGCUUAAGUAUGAUGGGCCCCCUCCCACCUAGAGCCCCCGGCCCCCAGGAGCCCGGUAUAUACUGUAAUCACUAUAAUAUGGCAGCUUACCUCCAUCUUUGUAUAUAGUAUUUGUCGUUGUCGUUUUUUUAUUAUCUUUUAUGUACUGACCAGCCGGUUAACCCUAGCACUGCCUUGGAAGGUCUAGCACCAGGAACGAUAGGGUUAACCGCACCCUGUAUAUAGCUGCGAUGUAUAUAAACUGGCACAGUAGCGUGUUCUAUAUUUUAUACAUUGUAUCACUAUUUAUGGUUUAUAUAAGGCGCUUUUUUAUGUAAAUAUAUAUUUGAAUAUUUUUCUUUUUUUUUUUUUUACAGUUUGCUAUUGACAAUCACAAAUGACUGUGGGGAUUGUGCAGGAUGACAAAAACAUGGCUGCUUUCUUCUAAAAAAAAAACAAAAAAAAAAACAGCGCCACACCCGUCAUCAGGCUGUGUGUGGUAUUGCAACUCAACCAUAAUUUUUUUGGUGAAGCUGCAAUACCGGACACAGCCUUUUGCACAGGAGUGGCGCUGUUUCUACAAGAAAGCAGCUCCAUUUUUGUGGACAUACCCCCUUUAGGCUUCACAUAGAAGUGCAUAUGCAAAUUUAAAGGGGAAUUCCACCUAUCACCCUCUAAAGUAGGAUACCAUAUUGGGGAUUUGCACUGAUGUCUUCCCCUUUAAUAUAUGCAAUUUAGUUUUGGGUCAAGCCCCCCAUCCCAAUAUUAUCUAGUCCAGUGUUUCCCAACUAAGGGGCCUCCAGCUGUUGCAAAACUACAACUCCUUGCAUGCCCGGACAGCCGCUGGCUGUCCGGGCAUGCUGUAAGUUGUAGUCUUGCAACAGCUGGAGGCACCCUGGUUGGGAAACAAAGAUUUUUCCCCAAUAGCAAAACUAAAACAUAUUUUAAAUUUUAGGUGAGGUUUCCCUUUAGCCCUAUUUUAGGACCGCCCCUGCUUUGUAUUUCAUAUUCUGUAAUUUUAUAGCUCCACCUUCUUAUGCAAAUGAGCUGUAGUUGGAUUUUUUUAUCAUGGAUUUUUUUUAUGUAUAGAAUUUUCCCUCUAUAUUAGAGACAAAGAAAAUAAUCUGAAAGAAUUUGUUUCUGCUUUAAAUAUGUUUUUACCAGAAAUUUGUAAUUUCGUAUUAAUGCGUCUUAUUACCUGAAGCACCGAUAGUCGCGGGUCCCUUUACUCGCUGAGUUCUUACAUCAUCACCUGCUGGUCAUUCAGGUAAUAGAGAUGAUGAGAGUUGUAGUCUUGACAGAUUCCGGUGCCUUGGCUUUACCACACUCCACACAGAUCCCAGCAUAUUGUACUCUACAGUUUGGCAAUAAAAAAGCAGAUACACCAUUUUGCCUUUUUCUUGGCCCCAAAGUUCUAGAUGAUUCAUGGUUCUAAUAUUCUAGUUCAUGUAUAGGCCUGACUCUCAUAGACCAUUUAUGCUACCAAAAUACUAGACCAUUCAUGGGCUCAACAUUCUAGACUUUGGGCUCAACAUUCUAGACCAUUCAUGGGCUCAACAUUCUAGACUAUUCAUGGGCUCAACAUUCUAGGCCAUUCAUGUGCUCAACAUUCUAGACUAUUCAUGGGCUCAACAUUCUAGACUAUUCAUGGGCUCAACAUUCUAGACUAUUCAUGGGCUCAACAUUCUAGACUAUUCAUGGGCUCAACAUUCUAGACUAUUCAUGGGCUCAACAUUCUAGACUAUUCGUGGGCUCAACAUUCUAGACUAUUCAUGGGCUCAACAUUCUAGACCAUUCAUGGGCUCAACAUUCUAGACCAUUCAUGGGUUCAACAUUCUAGACCAUUCAUGGGCUCAACAUUCUAGACUAUUCAUGGGUUCAACAUUCUAGACUAUUCAUGGGUUCAACAUUCUAGACCAUUCAUGGGCUCAACAUUCUAGACCAUUCAUGGUCUCAACAUUCUAGAACAUUCAUGGUCUCAACAUUCUAGACUAUUCAUGGGCUCAGCAUUCUAUUCCAUUUAUGGCCUCAACAUUCUAUUCCAUUUAUGGGAUCAAUGUUCUUCGACUAUUCAUAGGCUCAACAUUCUAGACUAUGGGCUCAACAUUCUAGACUAUUCAUGGGCUCAGCAUUCUAGACUAUUCAUGGGCUCAACAUUCUAUUCCAUUUAUGGCCUCAACAUUCUAUUCCAUUUAUGGGAUCAAUGUUCUUCGACUAUUCAUAGGCUCAACAUUCUAGACUAUGGGCUCAACAUUCUAGACUAUUCAUGGGCUCAACAUCCUAUUCCGUUUAUGGGAUCAAUGUCCUUAGACUAUUCAUGGGCUCAACAUUCUAGACUAUGGGCUCAACAUUCUAGACCAUUUAUGGGUUCAACAUUCUAGACUAUGAGCUCAACAUUCUAGACUAUUCAUGGUCUCAACAUUCUAGACUAUUCAUUGGCUCAACAUUCUAGACUAUUCAUGGGCUCAACAUUCUAGACUAUUCAUGGGCUCAACAUUCUACAUUAUUCAUGGGCUCAAUGUUCUAGACUGUUUAUGGUAUCAAUGUUCUAGACCAUUUAUGGUACCUGCAUUCUAGACCAUUUGUGAUCACAUAAUUCUAGACCAUUCAAUGGUUCAGCAUUUUAGACAAUUAAUGAGCUUAACAUCCUAGACUACUCAUGGGCUCAACAUUCUAGACCAUUCAAUGGUUCAACAUUCUAAACCAUUAAUGAGCUUAGCAUUUUACACCAUCUAUGAGCCCAAUAUUUCAGAGUCUAGAAUGUUGACCCUAUGAAAGGUCCCUAAAUUAUAGACCAUUUGUGGUCACAAUAUCCUACACAACUCAUGAUUCUGAUAUUCUAGAUCAUUUAUAGGCUUGGCUCUUUAGACCCUAAUCCUGAUGUUCUAGUCCAUUCAUAUUCCCAAAAUUACAGACCAUUCAUGCUUCCAACAUUCUAGACUAUUGAGGGUCCCAACAUUCUAGAUCAUUCAUGGUCCCAACAUUCUAGACCAUGGUCAUGACAUUCUCAUCCAUUCAUGGGCCUGACAUUUUAGACCACUCGUGCCCCAUUUGUGGCUCUCCAACUGUUGCAGAAGUACAACUCCUAUUAUGCUGAAACAAAUACACUUAAUGCUCUUUUUCUAGUCCCAAAAUUCUAGGCAAUUUAUAGGCCUGACGUUCUAGAUCAUUUGUAAGCCCCAUCAUUCUGAUCUGUAGCUCUACAGCUUUUGCAAAACUACAACUUAUGACCAAACAAAUGUGCCAUGCAUGUGCGACAUGUUUGACCAUUAAUGGUACCAACAUUCUAGAGCAGUGGUCUUCAACCUGCGUACCUGCAGAUGUUGCAAAACUACAACUCCCAGCAUGCCCGGACAGCCAACGGCUGUCCGGGCAUGCUGGGAGUUUUAGUUUUGCAACAUCUGGAGGUCCGCAGGUUGGCGACCACUGGUCUAGACCAUUCAUGAUCCUGACAUUCUAAUUCAGUGUUUUCCCCAUGUGGCUGUCAGGGCAUGAUGGGAGUUGUAGUUUCUCAACAGCUGGAGAGACACAGAUUGGAGAACACUGGUCUAAACAUUUCAGCUUUUUUUCUUUUCUGUGUAGAUAUCAGUCCCUAAGUCAACUUCUUCCAUUUGUUUUUUUUAGCUUGUGUGUUUCUCAGAAAGCUGAGUAGCAAACAAAACAACCCAGCUUUCUCAUACCCCUGAAUAGUAAAUCUUCAUAGUUGCACAUGUCAAUGGGACUGCAGUAGAUAUCACUGUUUAUCUAGAAUAAUCCAUUCAGGACUUAGGACCAGAUAAAGCUGGAGGAUCCCCCUGUAAUGGCGACCAUAUUUUUUAUUUUUUUCUCACCCAGCUUUCCCAGGCACAGGUAUAAAUCUCAGACCUCUAGAGAAGGGGAGGACUCCUAGUUGCUGUAUAGCUUUGUAGGGACCUCAAUCAAGUAUAUUAGGCUCCAUAAUCUUCCCGUUAUAGUAAGGCGACGGCUUAAUGCGCCGGUUAUUGCGGUCUAAAUAAUGUCGGAGCUGUUUGGGGACAGCGGAGAAGUGAGAUAGAAGUUCGCUCAAUUGUAAGACAAGUAACUGCUGGACGGCCUGCGGAAUAGCUUGACUUUUUUUUAUUUUAGGUAACCCGAGUAACUACCAAGAAAGAAAAAUAAAUUUACAUUUACGUCGCGUCCUGGAAAUGUAAUUAGAACUGGCGGCUGCAGUACCACUUUCUACCACUGUUGUUGGCGAGAA
Molecule: messenger RNA, 9097 nt
Organism: Hyla sarda
Lineage: Eukaryota; Metazoa; Chordata; Amphibia; Anura; Hylidae
Gene: SYNE3
Product: spectrin repeat containing nuclear envelope family member 3
Exons: 36
Coding region: 381-4931 (1516 amino acids)
Biological process (GO): nuclear migration
Cellular component (GO): nuclear outer membrane; meiotic nuclear membrane microtubule tethering complex; cytoplasm
Molecular function (GO): actin filament binding
Source: RefSeq, a predicted model, not a curated record